CUUCGUCUCACUACUCACCGUCUCAUUUCUUCAGCACAAUCUAACCCGUGCGGGAUCCUCUUCUCUAAUCGCUCAAACUUGAAGGGAAGAUGACCCUCAAAAACGGACUCUGUUCUAUCACGAUGGAAAAACACUAUCCGCGUCUACAGCAUAUGCCGCCCACCUCCUUGACUACUGUGCGCGAUCGAGGUGGCAAGCUGUAUGAUUCCAAUCACCGCCAGAGUUAUGAAUGGUGCAUGUGCCUGAUUCGUAUCUCAUUGGGUCUGGCUGAAGUUCGAGGCUGUGUCUAUCCUGCACCGUCUAUAAAAAGCGGCUGAGAAUUGGGCAUGUCAAUCACACACACACCUUCAUGUCGGUCGCAGGGAACACUACAGUAUUCGACGACGCUCCUGCUGCAAUUAAGAAAGAACAGUUCGAAUCAUUCAACGGUCGACUCAACGAGAAGACUGCUAUGCCCCAAGCGACUGCCAAAGCGGAAGUGGGACCCGGAAGUUUCGUCACAGACGACUAUCUGAAGGAACGGCCUUUCUAUGUACCCAUUGGUCACGGUGGAUUGAUUGCUGCUCUCGAGAAGCUUGAUCGCCAAUUGAUCGAGAGCGGAAGACCGAGUAUUCUUUCCAAGAAAGUCCCAGUCAACUGGACAGGCAAAGAAAUACAUCCCGGACAACUCGGCCUGAUCAGUCAUGGUGGUUCUCCCAAGAUCCUCAUCCGCCCAGGUCGUUAUCCUUCUGUGCUUCAGUGCGUUCCCGUUUCGCAACUGGUGGGGACGAAAAUGGGUGGGAACCCACGGAGUUUCGGAUACUGUUAUUGAAUUUCAGGGUUUGACGGUCGUUCAAGUGUCGCAGAACCAAGCGGCCGUUGUGAGCGAUCCUCAGAACCAGAUUUUCGUGGUAAAGAACUCGGGCUUUGUUGCCUUUGCCGUCGAAGGGAGCUGGGAUUGCUUGGGUGUGACUGAUAUGACCCAUCUGGAGCACGUCGUCGUGGACAAAUUGACCAAUGUCACCCUGGGAUGGACGCAUGAAGUUUCUAUGAAGAGUCAAAUCGGUUAUGGUUCUACCAAGAAUUACGUCGUCGCCCUUUUCCUCAAUAUUCCUGCCAACAAUUGUGCCAUUCUCCAACGUGGAGAUGAACUGCAACUUCUCGGCGCUGGCCAGUCUGUAAUCACCAAUCCAUCGGUGACUCUGCGUGGACUAUACACUUUGGGCGAGAACCAACUCGAGUUACCAACGAAGGACAUCUUCACUCGAGAUCAGGUCCCGGUCUCUCUCAGAUUAUAUCUCAAGUGGCAACUCACGGAGCCGCUCAAACUUGCGACACAUGGCUACAACACACCAUACGAUGCACUGCGUGACAAGACACAAUCGAUUCUCACCCAAAUUGUAUCGCAUCUGGACUACUCGUCGAUGGUCAAGCAACGCACGCUUGGUCCAAACAAUAUAGACGACAACAACGACCCUUCCUCGCAAUUUCUGGACUCGCUGAGAACACAGGCGAUGGACGAAAUGCAUGAAGCUGCUCUGGAGUAUGGGAUUGUCUUGAAGGAUCUCGCUGUGAUCGACCGGCAAUUCAAGGGCGAGAUUGCCAACACCAUGGACAAACUUACGACACGCGCUCUCCACACCCAAGUCGAAGCAGCCAAUGUGGAUCGUGAAAAUCAAAAUCAUGUGAAGCAGGAGGAAGGUGCUCUGGCCGUGUCUCGGAUCAAGGCCCAAUCUCAGAAUGCGCUUGCGGACUCGGAGGCGUACAAAGUUGUUGCAGCCGCCAAAGCUCAGGCCGAGAGGCUGAAGAUAGAAGCAGAGGCUGCCGCGCAAGCCACGCGCAUGACAGCCGAGGCUGAGGCUGAGGCCAUCCGGAUCAAAGCCGAGGCCAAUACUCGCGUCGUUGACCAGUUCGCUCGCGAAAUGGAGUUGCGGAGAUUGGAGGUACUGCGCGUUCAAGCUUACGGAGACAAGGCUGUGUUUGUGCCAGAAACUGGAUCAGGCAUGAGUCAGGCCAUGGCGAUGGGCAUGGCUGCCGGACUGGGUGCUGAGGCCAGCCGGAGAUAGUGCUCGCCAUUAGUACGUCGUUUUCAGUCAUUAUGUAUCGUCUUGCAUAGCAAUAAAUUCGAGUCAUUUGCCCCGCC
This is a messenger RNA of Mycena citricolor, 2122 nucleotides long. The record is from the annotation of a GenBank genome assembly. Lineage: Eukaryota; Fungi; Basidiomycota; Agaricomycetes; Agaricales; Mycenaceae.